Messenger RNA from Microtus ochrogaster (prairie vole), 1975 nucleotides. It is a transcript of the gene Garin2, whose product is annotated as golgi associated RAB2 interactor family member 2. Lineage: Eukaryota; Metazoa; Chordata; Mammalia; Rodentia; Cricetidae. Gene Ontology annotation, cellular component: nucleus. The record is from RefSeq and is a predicted model, not a curated record.
AGUACACAGAACACCUUCUGCUAAAGAAAUGUGAAGAGAGAAGCAGACGUGUGCUACUUGGAAACCAUUCUCCUGUUCAACACCCAGGAGAUUCUGGUGACCCCUUUCAGCCUUGCUUCUACCUUCAUCAUGAAAAGGAGGAAACUCAAACUGAAGUGAGUUGCAAACUUCAUUUCCAACACAGGAUUGUGACUCGGCCCUGAGUUUAGCUUCUAAGGACGGAUGUGCUGGCGCCAUUUCUCAGUAGUAACUUCUAAGGACGGAUGUGCUGGCGCCAUUUCUCAGUAGUUAACUUCUAAGGACGGAUGUGCUGGCGCCAUUUCUCAGUAGUUAACUUCGACAGGCUAUUUCAGUCUUCCCAUGUCUUCGCUCUCGUGCUCAUCUUGACUGAUUUUAUCCUCCCUGUGAACAUAUUUUAAGGAACUACAAAGGGAGCCACAGAGUUGCUAACAGUAGAAAGCCUGGCAGGGAAAACCGUGCUAAGAAAGGGAAUUGCACAGCUUGCCCAAGGCCAUGCGCUUGUGAGAGGCACAACCCUGACAUGCUUAGGAAUUACCGUUCUUCUUGGACUCUGGAGGAACACAAGGACCGACUGUAGCUGUGACUUACACUGCCUUAAUGAUCAGUAAAGCAUGAUGGAGAAGAACAAGCAGUCAGAGGAUGACAAAGAUCCUGUCUGGAUCCCAGAGGCUUUCCGUCUAGGGCGUCUUAAGAAUGUGCUGGACGGAGGAGAGUAUGCCCCUUUUAUAACCCCUCCCAUACUGGAGAGCAAUUUUAUUCAGGUCAAUAGGAGAGGUGAAUCGAUUUAUCUGCAUAACCGAGCAAACUGGGUGACCAUCGGCAUCUGUUCUUCCAAUCCCGUCCUCAAGACCCCCAAUGUGAUGCUGUUGGCACAUCUGACCCCAGAGGCUAGAAAAGAAUCAGAACCGCUCUUUAAACGCCUCCUGUCAUCUUCCUCCACAGACAAGCUGGUGCUCACCAGGUUUCUCCCUCUGCAGUUUGUGACUCUUUCUGUGCACAGUGCUAAGAACAUGCGUCUCAAAGUUAAGCUGAUAAGUGGCCGAGCCUACUAUUUACAGCUCUGUGCUCCUGUAUAUAAACAGGAUAUCGUAUUUUCCCAGUGGGUGGACCUCAUCACCCUCUUGAACCAGGAGAAAGCCAGAACUUCCAAAGUAUCCGAGGUCUCCAGCCUCUCAGAAAUCACAAACAGCACAGACAUCACAGGCUCGAUGGACAUCAUGGACAUUACGGCUUUUGCAGAGCUGCAGGCUGUGCACUCCCACACUCGCAUCUACUCCGACACCGUCACUCAAAGUGCAGACUUCUCAGAAUUUACAGAUGUUACCGAUAUCACUGAUGUCACUGAUGUCACCGAUAUCCCAGAAACUGGGGCCACAGACGUUCCAGAUAUAAAAAUCGUCACAGAGGUCACGGAAGUCAUAGAAGACAAAGAGGCCCCGAAUGUCCCAGGGGUCACAGUAGUAUUUGAAAACGACGACAUAAUAAAGGCCAAGGAAGAGGAAAAGGAAAAUGUCCUGAGGCAUGGGUGUCUACUAGACAUAAAAAGUAAGAACGAGUUCAAAGAUGCCUCCAAACAUGUCACCAUCUCAGACCUAACACUCACUUUCCAAGGCGAAAGAUGUUUCCAGACUACUUUGACUUCUAUAAAAAGCGAGGAAAAUAUAUCCAUAGAAACGGGUGAUAAAGCCUUGGAAGAAAAGUUGACUGAUCUUCCAAAUGCGCGUCUCAAGGCUACAGAAUCCAGGAGAACAAGAACUGACUCAGACACUACAGCCCUGUACAGUUUUUCAGUUUUCCCCCUGAUUAGCAUUUCCUUUCCCCUUUUCACCCUCCUCUAACCCAUGGCUCCCCUUCCACACUCUUACCAUUCACUGAUACUUUUUACCAAGAAAGCAAAGCCUACCCUCUAAACCAUCCUAAACCCCCAUUCUAUUAAAUUCAGGCUGGACAAAGA